UAUCCCUCGCUGUUUGGAAAAGCACAUAGAAAGCAAGUCCGUGAUGGCAUUGGUAAAAGAUGUCUGAGAUUCCUUCUGGCUGGUCUUUCUCCUUGACACAGACAGAAGAUGGGUCCCUUGGUGCUGAAAGAGGAACCACAGGUCCACUCAGAUAUCUGGAGAGGCUUACUGGGGUUCUCCAAUGGUUGGGGCUCACUCAUUCAACACAUACAUACAAAACACCUCAUUUGUGCAUCGUUCUUCUUGUGACUUAGCAUAAUUUCAUAAAGCAGAUGACAAUCCCUGGGCCUCGACUUACUGAGAGUCAGGUGCUCAGGAGACAGAAUAACCAGGUCCUAUCUACACAAUGUUAGAGGUGAAACCCUCAUGGCCUCUUCUACGUAUGGUGGCAUCCUCCCAGAUUCUGAUUAGAAUGAUGGAGUCCAGCAACAAGUAUAAACUGGGUGGAUUUAGGGUUCUAAAGAGCCUUUUCAUCCAGAAAACAUGGCGUAAAAGAUGUGGCCUCUGCCUGGGAAGACACUAAAGGAGUCCUGGGGCUCAUACUUCUUAUAAUUCCCACGAGAAGGCUGACAUCUGGAGACUUCUCCCACAAGAGGCAAAUAGUGAGUUCUGUAUAUGGAGACUUAGGUGCCCUGCAAAGGAGAGGGGAGGCUGGGGUCUCAGCUGGCCACUGGGAGACCCAUGCCCCACGCCGUGGCUUCCCAACUCUACCUGUCCUCCUCCAGCCAACAUCUGCCCCUACACUCCUAACCCCAGGACCAGGGGACCCAGAGCUGGAGCUUGAUGAGCAACCUGCUCACAAAUCAGCCUGGAGCUGCAGUCUUGAGUGCCCAGGUGCACAGAGCUGUGCUCCAGGGCCUUUGGGAAGAGAAUGUCAGUGGGACACUGGGGCGCACAAGGGUCUGUACAGUCCUGCUGUGUGGCCAGGUCUGCCCCUUCCAGGACAGCACUGAUGGCUUGGGGUAGGGUGGGGCUGUCCUCUACACAGGCAGCAACAUGCCAGGGACCCAGAACCACGCAAGUGUGCCCUGGAGGGUUGUGUGGGAGAAGGCCAGGCCUCUGACUCAGCUGUCCACUCCAUCACCAGCACCAUCACCUCCAUUUUGUUCACCUGGCCCCUUGAAAACACUUCAGUUUGCUAUCAGCCCCCGCAACGGUCAUCUUUCCGGAUAAAGCUGGCCUUCAGGAACUUCGCCUGGCCUGGACUGGGCGUGGAGGACCAUCAGGAACUUGUCCUAGGCCAGUUGGUGCUUCCGGAGCCCAACGAGGCCAAGCCAGAUGGUGAGGUGGCUUGCAGUCUGGAAGACUUUCCGAGGGUGGUGUUGUGGGGCUACAAUUCCCUUACAUUUCAUCUGGUCAUUUCUGUGCUUGAAAAGCCCAGUGAAAAGUGAUUGGUGUCAUGACCUUUUCUCCUUUUCCAGAUCCUGCUCCACCUCCUGGGCAACACGUAUUAACAAUGCCGGCCCUGGAGCCAGCACCACCACUGCUGGCGGACCUGGGGCCUGCUCUGGAACCACAGUCAGGUGCAGCCCUGGGUGCACCAGGAUAUCUAUAUUCAGCACCAGGACCAGCACCAGGGGAGGGGUCCCCUCCAGCGACACUGCUGGAGCCACAGUCCACCUCAGAGUCCCCCCGUCCCUCUUCCGGGACUGUGAAGAACCAACUUGAGGAGAUGCCUGACAUCACGACCUUCCCUCCCAGGCUGCUGGCAGAGCAGCUGACCCUCACGGAUGCGGAGCUGUUCAAGAAGGUGGAGCUCUACGAAUGCUUGGGCUCCAUCUGGGGUCAACGAGCUAAGGAAGGGAAUGAGCACAUGGCACCCACAGUUCAUGCGACCAUCACACACUUCAACAGGCUUACCAACUGCGUCACCACCUCCUGCCUCGGGAACCACGGCAUGAGGGCCCGGGACAGGGCCAGGGUGGUGGAGCACUGGAUCAAGGUGGCCAGGGUAAGCCAUGGUUGAGCCUGAGAAUUUCCUCUUUAAAAAUGGGGAACUGCCUCUUCUCCUCCAUCGGCUUUCAGGAUUGGCAUCUGUAUGUCUGGCUUCAGCCCUGGACAUCACCUAACUCCUUCUUGUCACAGACCUUGACUCCCAUGGCCCAGUGGUGGCUGCUCACUUCUGACCUGGGCUCUUCCUUGGGUUGAACUAAAAUCCUCCUAGAUGAGUGACAUUCACUCGGCCCCAGUUGUGCCCUCCUGAGGCUCCCUGGGCCUCUGCUUCAUCCAGGCAGGGAGAUCUCAGCACAGUGGGCUGUGGCUUAAGUGGGCCGGGCUCCAACUGUGGAACUCACAGCUCACUCUUCCCUCUCCAGGAGUGCCUACGCCUCAACAACUUCUCCUCGGUGCACGCCAUCGUCUCUGCUCUGUGCAGCAAACCAAUAUAUCGGCUACACGAGACAUGGGCAGCAGUGUCCAGGUGAGGAGGGUUCCCUCCACGGGAGCACCAGGGUUGACCUAGGGACCCAUAGGUCUCCCCAUGUGCCUUCAACCACUCUGAAAGG
This is a messenger RNA of Cercocebus atys (sooty mangabey), 2504 nucleotides long. RefSeq names its product ral-GDS-related protein-like. The transcript is spliced from 2 exons. Gene Ontology annotation, cellular component: plasma membrane. Gene Ontology annotation, molecular function: guanyl-nucleotide exchange factor activity. Lineage: Eukaryota; Metazoa; Chordata; Mammalia; Primates; Cercopithecidae. Gene Ontology annotation, biological process: positive regulation of GTPase activity; Ras protein signal transduction. Bases 1400 to 1966 code for a protein of 188 amino acids. The record is from RefSeq and is a predicted model, not a curated record.